AUGUAUGGUAGCGAGCUAACACGUCUUCUACUCAGAGAUGGUCCUUCGGCAAAAAUCUUUGCCGGAGUCUUUAGUAGCGACAAAAUACCGCGUUUAAGACGUCGACGCUACGCUCUAAUCGUAAACACUGAUAGACAGGGGGAGCCUGGACGCCAUUGGCAAGUUUUGUACGUAGACGGCAAAACUUGCUACUUUUUCUGCUCGCUGAACGAGCCACCGACUGAAGGAGUUUCGAAAUAUCUCCAGCGCUUCGACCACGUCGUUUGUAACACGGCACGCGAACAACGCCUAAAUACGGAAACUUGCGGCGGUUUCGCCUGUUUCGUGGUGGCCAUGCUGGCGCGAGGUCACUCUUUUGGUCACAUUUGUAGCCUUUUCAAGAGAAUAAAACGUGAUGAUGCUUUCAUCAGAUACUUUAUGAAAAAUGCUUUCGAUUAUAAUUUAAAGGGAUAA
Molecule: messenger RNA, 453 nt
Organism: Caenorhabditis auriculariae
Lineage: Eukaryota; Metazoa; Nematoda; Chromadorea; Rhabditida; Rhabditidae
Source: the annotation of a GenBank genome assembly